Labrus mixtus (cuckoo wrasse) is the source of this 1380-nucleotide messenger RNA. It is a transcript of the gene nkiras2, whose product is annotated as NFKB inhibitor interacting Ras-like 2. Gene Ontology annotation, biological process: canonical NF-kappaB signal transduction. The transcript is spliced from 3 exons. Lineage: Eukaryota; Metazoa; Chordata; Actinopteri; Labriformes; Labridae. The record is from RefSeq and is a predicted model, not a curated record. The coding region runs from base 24 to 602 and encodes 192 amino acids. Gene Ontology annotation, molecular function: GTP binding; GTPase activity.
AUUUUCAGACCUGGGAGUGAGUCAUGGGCAAAAGCUGUAAAGUGGUUGUGUGUGGCCAGGCUGCAGUUGGUAAAACAGCUGUACUGGAACAACUACUGUAUGCUAACCAUGUUGCAGGUUCAGAGCCCAUGGAGACCCUGGAAGAUAUCUACAUCGGCUCCAUAGAAACCGACCGCGGCACGCGAGAGCAGGUGCGCUUCUAUGACACCCGAGGGCUCCGCGAUGGGAUGGAGUUUCCUCGACAUUACUUCACUUUUGCGGAUGGCUUCGUGCUUGUCUACAGCAUUGACAGUAAAGAGUCUUUCAAGCGGAUGGAGGCCCUGAAAAAAGAAAUUGACCGUCACCGAGACAAGAAGGAGGUGACCAUUGUUGUGCUGGGUAACAAACUGGACAGGCAGGACGAGAGGAGGGUCGAGGUUAACAUGGCCCAGAACUGGGCCAAGAACGAGAAGGUGCGUCUGUGGGAGGUGUCGGUGGUGGAUCGGCGCACGCUGAUCGAACCCUUCGUCUACCUAGCCAGCAAAAUGACCCAGCCACAGAGCAAGUCCACCUUCCCUCUCAGUCGCAACAAGAACAAGGGAAGUGGUUCUACAGACAGCUAAGUGAUAAGACACUGGUGCUAUGUGAAGAGUGAGUAAGGAGACAGGAGAGGGGUGCAGAAUGGAAUCAAACCCUUAGUAUCUAUUCAGAAACACUGAAGCAUUGAGGGAGUAGACGCUCUUUUGGAUAAAGUGGAGAGAAAGAUGGUUGAUUGUAGGGACGUUUAUUUUGACAGGGGGUGCUAUCUAAAUUUGAUGUGUGUGGAAAAAUAAGACUUUGUGAUGACUUUGUGAGAAUGCUGAUGUUUUGGCAUAUCAGCUGAGAAAUGGACGAAUACUGGGGUUUGGGUUAGUCAUUCCCAUUUUAACAGGUUGUGUUAUUGUCAAACUCUUCAUCAUCCGUAAGCUAAUGUUCCUGUCAUACUGAAGUUCUUGAGCUGCUGACAAUUCACAUUUUAAUCUCAGUUGAUACUUUCAGGGUCAGAAUAUAAAGGUUGGCAGACUCCUGGCUCUCCCCGUGUUGAUAAAUUAGAACCUAUCUCACAUGUACACUGGCUACAGAUGUAUUUACAUGAACACUACAUGUAUAUACAAGCUGAACUCACUCUUGUUACCUGAUGAUUGCAUCACACGAAUGCUGAAUUCUUCACAUUGUAAAAAGACCCAACAUGUGAAGGGACGUUUAUUGACACAUUAUUGAUGUUGUACAGUAACUUUACUGUUUGCUGAUCCAGAGAUUUGUUACACCUUUUAUGUUCCUUAUUGUGGAGUGAAUGAUUGACAUUCCUUCAACACAUAUUGCCUUCUGCACAAGCUUUAGAAGAGCACAUGUGUUCUAAAA